Molecule: messenger RNA, 630 nt
Organism: Miscanthus lutarioriparius
Lineage: Eukaryota; Viridiplantae; Streptophyta; Magnoliopsida; Poales; Poaceae
Source: the annotation of a GenBank genome assembly
AUGGGGCUUUGCAAUUACCCCAACAUGAUGUCAGUUGAUUCACACCUGAUAGAAGGUUUGGCUGUAUCAGAAGGAAAGUGUGGGGACACUCCUCUGUCAGUUCCACCUGAUUUGAUGAUUGACGAGCCGCAGGUUGAUGGCAGCCAUUCUGCUGUCAAGGCCAUUGAGCACCAGAGCAAUAAUCCUGCUAACUUAAAGCAUGAAUCUCCGCAUAUAAAUUUCCACAUCUUAGAGGACGCCCAAGUUGCUUCCAUGGCUGCAGUCCCUGGACAUGAGGGAAAAUCUGUCGACACUGGAUCAGAUACUUUUGAUAUUUUACUUGGAGCUCUGGCUGAAGAGUCCAAGGCAACACAUGCUCCUGGUAAAGAUGAGGUUGGCAAAGCUUCCUUGACAUUAAUGACACUGGCUAGCAAUGAGCCCUCUGCAGAUGAUGUUACAGAUGUCAGAGCUGUAGAGGUGGUGGAAACAGACACAAUGCCAUUUUGGGAUCAGCAAAAGAUGAUAAACAAAUUGAUUUGUCAGAUGUUGUGUCUAGAUGCAUCGGGAGCUCAAGAAACAGAUAUCAUAUGCAAUGUCAGACGCAAACACAAAAGGAAGAGGGAUUCUCAGUCAAAUACUGAUACGGAGUAG